GCCCUGCAGUCCUCCACUGUCCAUCCAGCCUUUCCACCAUUUUGUCGGACGUUCACUACCGGUGGUCGGAAAAUGAGCCGUCGGUUGAGAGCGUUUGUGCGGUGGAUGAAGUCGCAGGGGUUCCAGUGGACCGACGGGAUGGAGUUCGUCGAUAGUUCGGAGGGUGGCGGCGGAGCCGUCUCGGUGAAGGCUGUGCGGGACUUGAGGGAAGGUGAGGCGGUGGCGGCGAUACCGAAGGCGGCGUGCCUCACCGUCAAGAACAGCGGCGCUUGCGAGUUGAUUGAGUCGGCGGAUUUAGGAGGGUUUUUGGGGCUUUCUGUGGCGCUGAUGUUUGAGAAGGGAUUGGGGGAAUCUUCUCCCUGGGCUGGGUACCUGCAGCUGUUGCCGGAGAGCGAGUGCAUCCCUUUGCUCUGGACACUGGACGAAGUCGAUCGGUUCCUCCAGGGUACCGAGCUUCAUAAGGUGAAACUACUGUGAUUUUCAUUUUUCUUACAUUCAGGAGUUGAAAUUGUCCCUAGGUUAAGAACUACCAAAGCUUCUCAUUAUGUUCUGUGAUUGCUUCAGAUGGCAAUGCCAAUCCGAUUUCUUGUCUGGUUUGCUGCUUCUUUUCCCCUAUGGCCUGCUGUUGGCCAUUAUCAACUAGAAAGGGUCUGUGUUUGGGAAUUGGAAGCAAAGUUGCUUUCUUGGCUAGAAACAAAAUUCAAUUUGAUUUUGGUGAUUAUGAAAAAGGGCUUUGGUGAUGGCUUCUUGUGCAUAUUCUGUAGGCAGACCGUUAAAGAAGACAAGGGUCUUGUUCUUGAGGACUGGAAGGAGAACAUCUUGCCUCUAGUUCAUCAACUGCCUUCAAAUGUCAACGCAAAAUGUUUUGGCGUUGAGCAAUAUUUUGCUGCCAAGAGCCUUGUGUCGUCCAGAGCUUUUGAGAUAGACGAUUACCAUGGACACGGGAUGGUUCCUUUGGCAGAUUUCUAUCAAGCAAAUAUGAUAUGUAGAUUUAAUCACAAGACUGGUGCUGAAGAUGUGCACUUCACCUCUGUACCAUCAUCACAUUCUGAUGAUGAUGAUGAUGAUGAUGAUGAUGCGGAGGAGGAUAGCAGCAUAAGUGAUUUGCUCAAUGAAAAUAAGGUUGACGAAGAACCUUCAAGUGAGCUGGAAGGCUCUGCGAUAAGUCUGGAUGAUCCCAUGGUGUUGGAGAUGAUCAUGGUGAAAGAUGUUCAGCAUGGAGCUGAGAUCUUCAAUACAUAUGGGUUGGUGGGCAAUGCGGCAUUGCUGCAUAGGUAUGGAUUUGCAGAGCCAGACAAUCAAUUCGAUAUUGUCAACAUUGAUUUGGAGUUGGUACUACAAUGGAGUUCAUCAUUAUUCACUGGCCGGUAUAGUAGAGCAAGGCUGUCCCUGUGGAGAAACCUAGAUUACUCGGGGUGUGUCAGUGGGGAGUCUGAAUACUUUGAGGUCUCCAACGAUGGUGAACCACAGAUUGAGUUGUUGGUAUUGUUAUACAUAAUGCUAUUACCAGAGGAAGCUUACCUUAGAUUGGAUAUCCUAGUGUCAACUACUGCCACUAGCAAAGAAGAUCCCAUUAGCAUGUAUUUGUCGGAGAAAUGCAGUAUCACACAGGACAAAAGGUCAGAAAUCAGUCGUGAUCUGCUAUUGACUGAAAGUGUUUGUGAGGCUCUUUUGUGGCUAGCUGAUAAGAGGGAUAGUUUAUAUAAUAAGUCGAUGAAAGACGACAUUGAGGCUCUCCAGAGAUGUAGUGUGAAAGAAGGAAAAGCCUACUAUUCUCUUCUGUUGCGCAUAUGCGAGAGGAGGAUUCUCGAGAAACUCAGGUCUUAUGCAACUGUUGUUGCUCAAUCGUCCCAAGAUAUGAAGAGAUCUUGUUGUACCAGAAAGAGAUUGAAGAGGGAAAGCAGUGAACAAACACAAAUUGAUCUCUGAGUGUAGGUUUUAAGAAUCGUUUUGGCAUUUCAUUUGCAGAUACUCGGGCAGGGAUGGUUCUUAAAUUGAGGGCGGAGUUUUCUCCUUUCAUCCUUUAUUUGGUUUCGGGAGAAGAAUGUACUGAUUCUCACCAUCUCCCGGUUUAAUUUUUCUAUUGGUUAAUUUUUGCAGUCCCAUAAGCAAUUCAUGCAGUUAAUUUUGAAUUUGCUAGCAAGUAGCAAUCAAAGCAUUAACUUCCAAAGGAAUUUCUCUAUAUAUUUUUUUUUUUGUGUGUU
Molecule: messenger RNA, 2204 nt
Organism: Linum tenue
Lineage: Eukaryota; Viridiplantae; Streptophyta; Magnoliopsida; Malpighiales; Linaceae
Source: the annotation of a GenBank genome assembly